Molecule: messenger RNA, 2728 nt
Organism: Carassius carassius (crucian carp)
Lineage: Eukaryota; Metazoa; Chordata; Actinopteri; Cypriniformes; Cyprinidae
Product: gastrula zinc finger protein XlCGF8.2DB-like
Exons: 3
Coding region: 213-1292 (359 amino acids)
Biological process (GO): regulation of transcription by RNA polymerase II
Molecular function (GO): DNA-binding transcription factor activity, RNA polymerase II-specific; RNA polymerase II cis-regulatory region sequence-specific DNA binding
Source: RefSeq, a predicted model, not a curated record
GAUUAGUUUCACCGCGCUCUCUGUUGUUCUCUCGUGAUGCUGGUUUACUACAAACUGUUAGAAAUGUUGUUUCUGUAAAUAGAGAAAAACAGUUUUGAAUCAGGUCAAUAAAUACCUGUAAUAUUCUCAUCCUCACAGUAGUGACUACGUUUUGAUGAAAAGCAGGAAUAUCUGGAGGAGUAUCAUCUGAACUGAGAUCUGCUGCUGUGAAGAUGGAGUUUGUUAAAGAAGAGAGUGAAGAGAACACGAGUGAACCAGAAACCUGGAGAAUAAAACACGAGGAACCAGAAACCUGGAGAAUAAAACACGAGGAACCAGAAACCUGGAGAAUAAAACACGAGGAGCUAGAAACCAGGAGAAUAAAACACGAGGAGCCAGUAACCUGGAGAAUAAAACACGAGGAACCAGAAACCUGGAGAAUAAAACCCGAGGAGCCAGAAAUUUGGAGAAUAAAACACGAGGAGCCAGAAACCCGGAGAAUAACCAGAAACCGAGAGAAUAAAACACAAGGAGCCAGAAAUCUGGAGAAUAAAACACGAGGAGCCAGGAGAAUAAAACACGAGGAACAAGGAGGCCUAAUGAAAAUGAAAGAAGAAAGGCAAGAUCUGAAUGAGGUGGAGAAGAAAUAUCAGGAUCAGAAAGAUUAUGAUGUCAAUGGAGAAAAAUCAGUGAGUUCCAGCAUUAAAACAACAGAAGUCAAGAGGCCUUUCAGCUGCUCUCAGUGUGGACAGAGUUUCAUACGUAACAGUAAUCUUAAGACUCAUAUGUUAAUUCAUGCUGGGAUAAAGCCUUUCAUCUGUUCUCAGUGUGGAAAGAGUUUUACAUAUAAAGUAAGCCUUAAGAACCACAUGAUAAUUCAUACUGGAAUAAAGCCUUUCAGCUGCUCUCAGUGUGGAAAGAGUUUCAUACGGAAAGUAAUCUUAAAGGAUCAUAUGUUUAUUCAUACUGGAAUAAAGUCUUUCAGCUGCUCUCAGUGUGGAAAGAGUUUUACACUGAAAGAACACCUUAAGAGUCAUUUGGUAACUCACUCUUCAGAAAAACCUUUCAGCUGCUCUCAGUGUGGAAACACUUUCACGUUUAAAUCAAGCCUUAAGAGGCACAUGCUAAUUCAUACUGGAAUAAAGUCUUUCAUUUGCUCUCAGUGUGGAAAGAGUUUUACACUGAAAGAACACCUUAAGAGUCAUUUGGUAACUCACUCUUCAGAAAAACCUUUCAGCUGCUCUCAGUGUGGAAAGUGUUUUAAACUGAAAGCACACCUUAGGAGUCAUUUGGUAACACACACUUCAGAUUAACCUUUCAGCUGCUCUCAGUGUGGAAAGAGUUUUACAUAUAUAUCAAGCCUUAAGAGGCACAUGUUAAUUCAUACUGGGUAAAAGACUUUCACUUGCUCUGUUUGGAAAAACUUUUACACAGAAAGGACAUUGCAAGGUUCAUUUGGUAACACACUCUUCAUUAAAAGCCUUUCACCUUGGGGAGUUAAAGUAAAUUACUGUUUUUCUGAAUGACUGUCAUCAACUGGAUCACCUCAAGGAUGUGUCCUCUCCCCCUUAUUAUUUAUCUUGUACACAAAGGCUGUAAGAAUAGUUAUAGAAAUAGGCAUAUUAUAAAAUUUGCUGAUAAUUCCGUAAUCGUUAGCUUAUUGAUUGAGGACGACUCCAUGUUUGGCCCUGUGGAUUAUGAUUUUAUUACGUGGUGUCAGAAUGCUUUCUUGAAACAUACUGUAAAGGCACAAUAUGUAAUUUUCACAGCUGGAGGGCGUGAAUUCAAAAUAAGCCGUCUAAGAGAAACAAGGCCAGUGAACAAACGUGACACAUGUAUAGUUUGAAAGCUUUUAUUAUGCCACAGUUGAUCGCUUCCACUGCUUCCAGUCGUGCGUAUGAGAGGAAAAGCAGCGCUGUUUUAUCAUACAAGAUACGUUUGAAAGUCCUGUUAUAAUGCUAUUCUGUGCUGUCAUCACCGGUCUAUUAAAAUGCACAACAUAUUAAAGCGUCUUUGGUGUUUCCAUGUUUUCUAAAAAACAAAACCAGAAAUGGAGGGGUUAAGAAGUAAUUGGCAGGUGACACAAUAAGACUAUGGCCACUGUCCGUGUAACUAGUUUUAAACAUUCUUUGAAACAUUCGUGAUGAUGUAAGUACACAAGUCAGCAAAAUAUAUAACACUUCUAGUGGUUUUGGGAUAUUGUAAUAAAAUAAUCUUACAUAUUGUGCAUUUAAUGUUUAUAAACUAAGGAGAUGACUAUUGAUUUUAACUCUUGGAUGAAAUCUAUUUAGUAUAACUAAAUAAGCAUUAAUGGAGUAGGUAUUGAGAGUGUUUAACAGUACAAGUAUUUGGGCACUGUGUUGGAUAACACAUUUUAAUUUUCUCCCAAUACUGAGGUUUUGUGUAAGAGGGGGCAGCAAAGAUUUUAUUGCUUGCGGAAACUAAGGUUAUUUAAUGUGGACAAAACAUUGAUGUGCAUGUUCUAUAGAUCCUAUAUUGAGUUACUGUUAUCUUUUUCACUGUUGUGCUGGUUUAAUUCUCUAAAAGUGAAAAACAUUAAUUGUCUUGAUGAUUGUGAACCAGGGAAGUAAAAUAACUUUUUAUCCCCGCUGUUGUAAAGUUUUUAAAUUUAAGGUAAGAACUUUUUAGGAAGGAAAUGUAUUGUGUUUUUGUUGUUUAUGUGAAAUUUUUGAUUGCUUCAACCAAAUUGCCUUUGGGAAAUAAAUAAAAUGAAUUGAACUGAACCUGC